Messenger RNA from Struthio camelus australis, 6261 nucleotides. NCBI's taxonomy places the organism in Eukaryota, Metazoa, Chordata, Aves, Struthioniformes, Struthionidae. The record is from RefSeq and is a predicted model, not a curated record.
UUUUUGUUUCAGGAAUCUGAAACAUCUGGACUGCCUGAGUAUGUGAAGAUAGUAGAAGUUGGGCCAAGAGAUGGCUUGCAAAAUGAAAAGGUCAUAGUCCCAACUGAUAUCAAAAUUGAGUUAAUCAACAGGCUUUCCAAAACAGGCCUGCCUGCAAUAGAAGUGACCAGUUUUGUUUCAUCCAAAUGGGUGCCUCAGAUGGCAGAUCACAAAGAAGUAAUGAGAGGCAUUGAGCGGCAUCCUGGAGUCCAGUAUCCUGUUCUCACACCUAAUCUUCAAGGUUUUCAUUCUGCUAUUGCAGCAGGAGCUACAGAAGUCUCAGUAUUUGGUGCAGCAUCUGAAUCUUUUAGCAAAAUGAAUAUUAAUUGUUCAAUUGAAGAAAGCAUAGACAAAUUUGCAGAAGUUGCUAAUAAGGAUUCUUAAGUGGAACUUCCUGUGGUUCAGUAUGUGUCAUGUGCACUGGGAUGCCCAUAUGAAGGAAACAUCACACCAGCUAAAGUGGCCGAAGUAUCUAAACGGCUGUACAGUAUGGGCUGUUAUGAAAUAUCUUUGGGGGACACAAUUGGUGUGGGGACUCCUGGAAGUAUGAAAAGGAUGUUGGAAGCUGUUAUGAAAGAAAUUCCUCUGAAUGCUCUUGCUGUUCACUGUCAUGACACGUAUGGCCAGGCGUUAGCCAAUAUCCUCACAGCCAUACAGAUGGGAGUUGCUGUUGUGGAUUCAUCUGUUGCAGGACUGGGUGGUUGUCCCUAUGCAAAAGGUGCUACUGGAAACGUGGCCACAGAGGAUGUGAUAUACAUGCUUAAUGGUUUGGGGAUCAAUACAGGAGUAAAUCUUUACACAGUGAUGGAAGCUGGGAAUUUCAUCUGUACAGCUUUGAACAAGAAAACAAACUCAAAGGUUGCACAAGCUUCCUUCAAAACUGGAACUAUCAAUUAAAUUAAAUAUUUUUGUAAAUGAAUUUCGUUUGUCAUAUACCUUGACCAAGGACAUUUAUAUGAAGAAACCAAAUUCAAGAAAACCAUUUCAGUAGAGAACCAAAUAGAAGCCAGAUGUAACUUCUUAUUAUGGGAAGGCUUGCUGUACUCUAGUGUCUUGUCAAGCGUUGUCUGAUUUGCAAGUAAGAAAUAAAUGACUGCAGUACAGAACCAUAUGCUUGGUACUUCUACAAAUGAGAAACGGUAUACACACCAGGACACUUUACCAUGUAUUUAAAGUAAACGUAAGUCCUAUUUAGAAAAAUUGGUUAGAAGCAGAGAAUACAUAGUUAAUUUUUAUCAAGAUGACUUUAGAACAGUACAAAUAUUUGCAGUAGUUUAUGAGAUCUCACGUUGUGUGUGGCCUUCUAUUGUGUGUUUUAUUUAUCUGGACCUAUACUUCUCAUUUGUCAAGUCAGUCAUGUUAUGAACCUGGAGCCAAAUCUGAAUUCACCAUAAGAAAUUUUUAGCGAUAGCACUUUUAUAUUUUUAUUUUACUUAACAUCUGUUAAAUAUAUGGAUGACUUUACCUCAUUCCAGGACUUUGUGGUGAAUGGCAGCCUGCCAGAUCUGCCAAAUCUAAUGCAAGUUUCCUUAUUUGUUACAUAUGUUAAAUUUGUUGUAGUUGCUUUUUUCAUCAACUGUGUUAAAACCUAGUUAUAUGAAGCAACUAAAAAUUGGCAAGAUUUUCAGCCAUCAUUCAGCAUGGUAGUAGUAUAGAAUGAACUAGAUUUUUGUCCAAAAUCUUAUCAAAGGUUUUGCCUUUUCAUUUUGUAAUCUAUAAAUUGACCUUCUCACUUCUCAUAAAUUGCGAAUUUUUGAGGAUGGUAAUACUCUCCUGGACUAGCUUAUGCAGAGAGAGGCGCCUCCAGUUUUUCUCUGUGCUCUUGUGGUAGAGAUUUUGUACUUUUAAAUGUUCAGCUGGAUGAUAGUGAAGUGCAUUGUCAUUUGUAGAUCAAUAAUGGACAAAUUCGAAGAAGAGUCUGAUUGUGUUUAUAAACUGUUCAAAUUCUUCAUGAAAAUACUUUCAUUUUUCAGCCUGAAAUAUCAGUACUCUUACUGACUGUUUGUGCAGUAUCCUUUAGUAAUUCUCUGUGUGCUUAAGCUUGAUCUAUAUUCUUCUGAAAAUAAUCUGUUAACAUGGAAAUACAAAAACCCCAGACUAUGAUCUUUUUUAGGAUGCUUCAUUUUCCUCUGAAAUAUGAAAGGCUGGAAAAAGGUAAGAUGAAAGAAAGUGAAAGAUAACCUGUAAAGAAGGAAAAGGAUGAAUCACAGUUGUCUGGAACUCAGCUCUGCCGAGUUACAGCUGAGUCUUAGUUUGGCUUUGAAAUUCCCAAGUGAACCUUUUCUGAGAUCUUUUAGCGAGUAUUGUACCUUAGAAUUGGCACAGCCUAACACAGUCAGACUUGGCAUGCCACAUGACUUAAAGCUAGAAAUUUAAUACAAUCCCUGUUUAUGCUGUGAUGAUGGUGAAAACCAAUAUAAACUAUGUUGUUUCACCCUUCUUGGGGUCACAGUUAAAGAAUGAGCAAAGAAAUCCUGCUUAGGUGAGGCAGGAAGAUCUUGUCUAUCAUUCCCAAAUACUAAAUUGCACCCGUUCUGGUGGCAUGUAGUAAGAAGACUUACAAGGUCUCUUAAAAACAUGGAAACACUAAUUCACUUGAUCUGCUCUGAAUGCAUAGCUAGAUCCCCACAGAAAAUGCUCCACCUUCAUUUUCCCAUGAUUUAACUGCAACUUUGUGAUUUAGCAGUCACUAUGGCCCUUAUAUCAAAUGUGAACUUUAAUAUAACUGGGUCUUGAACCAUCCAUAGACUUGAAAAUUCUGUAAUGUAUUAAAUCUGAUAAAGUAAGGAACCCACAGCAGUACUUAUGCAGUACUUAGUCCAGUAAUUAGUAGUUAAGCCUAACUGAGAUGCCAGACUUGACAUCUAAAGACACCCUAAUUCAAAUGCCAUUUUCCCAUGAAGGUUCCUAACCACACUAUAACGCUUCUGUUUAAUAAUACAAUUUUGUCUUUAGUUUGCAAAGAAUUAGUUCAUUCUGAGCUGAAGCAUUGACUGCACAGGUAAGGCCUGAUGAGAGUUCUUCCAUCCAAAAUACUGUGAGCGUAUUUAACCCAUAUGAGCAAGACUGAGCUUCUCACGCAAUGUUAAGUGAAACUACUUCUUAAAAAAAAGUAAUUUUGGUGCAGCCCAUCUUGUAAAUAUUAGCCUGACUGGUAGACUAAACAAUUGAAGAUCUGAGACCGGCUCACCACUCAGCCUGAAGGGGUUCACAUAUGCAUUUUUUCUUAUCAAAAUUAAUAGAUCUAACCACUAAGCUAUAUACAGAACUGAAAAAAAAAUCUCACUUUUUAGUAAAUCUGGAUGAGGUUGUGCCACUGUGCAGGACAGAAUAAAAAAUUCCUCAGACCAGAAAAAUCAUGAGAAAAAGCAUCUCUGUAACAGAUAAGGGUUUUGUCCUGGAAGAUGGCGGUGAACUGAUUUGAUAUUGUCCACUUUUUUAGUUAGUAUUCUAACUACAACAUCUUCAGUAAAAGCGAACAUUGCACUACCACCCAACUUUUGCUUUGGAAUAAAAGAAUUAAGUCUGCUCAGUUCUUUGAGAGGAAUUCUAGAUGUCUGUGUCUUAAUCUACCAUGAAGGAUUCCUGACUUUGGAUCUAGGAGACCCUUAAACUCUGGAGAAGUUUUCAGAUGUAUCUCUGUGAAUAUUAUAUGAUAGGCUUUUCAGUAUCUGGGCUAUCCAGUUUACCAUUCUAAGGGUAUUGACUCUCCAUAUGCACUGAAACAGGGUGCCUACUUCAUCUUCAGGAUGAACAUCUUAAAAUGCCUCAGUUUUUUAUUGAGUCUAUUCUAGAAACUACUUGGGAGCUUGUGAAGUGACUUAAGUUCAAUUCUAUUAUUCCAUAAUGAUGUGAGCAGUGGAAAAGAUGAGCAGUCACAUCUGGAUCCCAUCCUUUUCCCCUCACAUUCAGCUUCAACCACAUAGCGAGUCACAGUAAUCCAGGGUGGAGGUCACAGAUAGUUUGUCAAGAUCAUUAUAAAGGAGUAAGAAACAUAGAGCUAGAUUCAAAAAAAAUGUUUAUGUGCCAAAAGUGCCACCUGGGAUGCAUUUAGGUCUGCAGGUCCAGGUGAGCACUCCCCACAAAAUCCUUCUUUACUUAUAAUGUGGCUGAGAAUCGUUAGAUGUUUCAUGUUCUCACUACUAAAGUUUGUUAGGCACAUAAAAUUCUACUGCUCUGCCUUCCUGAGGUGAUAUUGUUUUGUCUAUACUGAGUAUUUUAACACCUAAUCUUUGGCUUCACAAAAUAGACAUAUAUUGCCCUUUAACCCAGGGGCUAAUCCGGUAGUUAUGUUGUGAGCAUGCGUUGUACACAUAGGCAGCAGUGAGCUAAGCACAGGUUAAAGCAGUUGAGACUACAUCUGUUCAAAAGCAUGGUCAAAACAAUAAGCGAUAUGAUGGUGCUGCUGCUCUCCAGUGCUUCUGACCAUUGAAAUCUUUAUAUUUAUCUUCAGAGUGACCCACAGUCAGUGAUUCCUGUUCAUUUAGUCCCUAUCAGUGUCCCCCAGUGAGUACAUUGUUAUUACCUCACCCUGAAGGUGAGUUUUAAUUUUCUCUGUUUCCAAAAGACUUCAUCCAGGUGCAUCCAGCUGAAUGUCAUGAUUACACUAUGGGAAUGUGGGGACGUGAUGCCAGCAACUCUCUUUUUGCUGUUGGUCCCAUAGAAAUGAUGAAAAGGGGAUACCAUACACUCCGAGAAUUUGCAGAGAAGAGAAAGAGUAGUUAUCAUUUGCCUUCUGUGAGUCUUUAAUUAGAGAGCAGUGAUUAGAUUCAAGAAGAUAUUUACUUCAGUACUUUGAAGACUGUAGCUCACUGUAUCAAAGUCACUGUAGGGGUCUAACAGAACAGCAUGGAGAUCUUUUUUGCUUAUGCCGUGGCCUUGGAGAAUGUAAACUGGUGUUCCCUGAGCAGACUUUAGUCUGUGCCCUGGUCUGAACCUGUGAAGCAUCCACAACAGUGGACCACUGUCAUGUAAAACUGGAACUUUCUCCAAUAUUUUCACAAUAGUUCUUUCCCACGCUGUUGGCAAUGGUUAGCAGGUCAAAAACUGGCUUCUUUGGCUGGGCAAGAUACUAUAAUUAUAAUUUCCAAAAGGCAUAUGGUUGGUGUGCUUUUUCUGGAGGAAAAGUUGGUAUUCAUAAUGAUGGCAUAAUUGUUCUUCAGUGCCUUUCGCAAGACAGCAGUGACAUGGAUCCUUUACAUAGAUAGCACUAAUGUCUUCCAGCAGCAGCUUGCUUUGUAGUUAAAAUUUUUAUAUUAGGGCAACUUGGCUCUGGACCAUCACUUUAACAUUUCAUUUUCAUGUAUAACCAGGGUUUAUGGGAAUAAGAAGUGAAUAUUCUGGUGUUAUGAAUAAGUCCAGAGAGGCUGUGGCUAAUUUUCCUUUCUUAAUAGCGUGAUUUGAGUUCAUAAAACUUUUAUUAUUGUAACAAGGACUCACUGAGUGAAGACUGCAAAUCUGUGAGGUAAAUUCCUAUGCUUGGGAUCAGUGCUGUUGAAAAGGAGUAACACUUGUCGAAAGAGUGAGUGGGAAUGUGUAAGAUCUGCCUGUUAUUUUCACAGAGUUAUUUUUAAGGGGCAGAAAUAUUGUUUGCUUACUAUGUAAAAUAUCUGAAAAUGAGGAUUCUCAGCCACUCGAUUUUUGCAAGAUUUUUCAAACUGCCUUAAGUUCUCUUUAAAAAAAAAUUGUAUUUGUCUUAUUCAUAUAACAAUAUCAGAAUAAUUAAUUUAUGUUGGGGUAGGUACCUGAAACAUCUAGAGAACUGAAUAAAUAGAAAAAUCAGUCUGGAGAACUGACUGAAAGACACUUGCUUUCCAGUUCUUGACUUGCUGAUAGAUGCUUUUCUUUUGUCAUGUUGUAUUUCUGAAGAUUGUUUUUCUCUGCAGUCCUCCUCUAGUGUAGUGUUCGUCUUCAUUGCUACAAUAUCACAGCUGGCAGAAGGACUAAAGCCAAAAUCAACUUAGUCCUUCGAAUCAGAUGUCAAAUGAUAUAUUUGUUAAGAAAUUGUCAUCUACCCUCUUGGUUAAAUACAUUUGUGAUUUGCAAUGUGUGAUGUUAAAGACGAAAUAAAAUGUAUCUCAGUGUUUAUUGAAAUUGAUAUGCUCCUGUAAUACACCAGAUUCAGCAGCUCUGACUAACCAGCUCACACAAAUGGCAUUAGUAAAUAUAAGCUGUCACUCUGACCUGUACGCCUGUGUUGACUUUGUUACCUUGUAAUCCAUU